GUUUUAUUUUAUUUCUUUUUAUCUUUAUUUGGAGAAAGACAUUGUGUUGUACGCCUAAAUGUAUAUAAACUGCGGCUGGUAUUACGGUUACCUGUGCUAUUGCGUGCCAGAAACAAAUAAUCUGCGUGUUGCUCUUUAAUUUUGUUUUCUGUUUGUCCUUUUUCUUUUCUUGUUUGUCUUCUACAAGAGUUGCCGAUGCAAAGGCCAGUCCAGACACGGCCUUCGCAUACUGUCAUACAGGCCUGAUGGAUGUGACGUCACUGACGUCAGUGCGACUAGGCCAUCCGCGUCUACUGGGUGUGCCGGGAGUGUUGUGGAACUCCGCCGUGGUCUUGUUUUAAGUGGUUUUAGUGCACUCACUAGGCCUUCUGCCAUGCCUUACAAGUGUUGCGUUCCUUUAUGUAAAGGAAAUUACAAAAGUGGGCCAAAGGUGUGCUUAUUUUCAUUCCCAAAAGAAGAGAAGCUUGCGCGGGCUUGGCUUCAUGCUAUCAAGCAAGCAGAUUCCACCCCAACCAAAAACACCAAGAACAUCAUGGCUCCCACAAUAUCUAAGCGAGAACUUCUGGACAUCCAGGAGCAGCAGAGGAGAUUUAUAGGGGAGGCUGGCCUGCCUGCAAAGAGGAAGAGAAAAAAUAUGUAUGAGAAUCUCAAGGAAUGGAUGAGCGAAGGAGGUGAGAAUAACCCACCUGGGUAUGAGGCAGUGCUACUUGUAGAGGCCCUCAAUGAGCCAUGUGCAUCACCCCAGCAACCCUCGACUCCGAACGGCCACAAUCCGUCCAAGCAACUGCCCCAGAACACCACUGCCACCCAAACUGAGGUCCUCUUAUGCAGUGAGGCCUCCAGCAGGUGCUUCAUGGAGGGACUGGGGGUGAUUGAGCAGCCACCCAUUGCCUGCGACAAAACUCUCUAGAGUGUUGGCAUGUCAGAGGUGGUGCUUAACUGGAGGCUGGUCCAUCCUCACAAGGAACAUCACCUGGGAUGGGUACAGAUGACAAGUUCCCUAUGUCUGAUGGAAGACGGCAAGUUGAUGUGGCUGACAGGACUGGAGUGUGAGAAGGUCAGCUCUUGUUGGCGCAGACUGCUCUUCAGGAUGGCCAGUGACUCCAAACCAGACCAAGCACAGAUUUUGUGAGUGACCCCAAGGAGGUGGAAGAAAUGGAGGAGGUGGAGGAGGAGGAGCAUCAGAGGGUGUUUUGUGCCAUUGGAAGCUCAGAGGUGGACAUCCUGGUGGUGGAGGAUGGACAGCUUCCUCUGGUGGUGCUUGAGCUAAAGGACGGCAAGUUGAUGUGUCUCACAGGGCUGGAGUGUGAGAAGGUCAGCUCUUGUCGGCACAGACUGCUCUUCAGGAUGGCCAGUGACUCCAAACCAGACCGGGCACAGAUGUAAGUACUAUCACUAUCACCA
Molecule: messenger RNA, 1404 nt
Organism: Portunus trituberculatus (swimming crab)
Lineage: Eukaryota; Metazoa; Arthropoda; Malacostraca; Decapoda; Portunidae
Exons: 8
Coding region: 374-910 (178 amino acids)
Source: RefSeq, a predicted model, not a curated record